Syngnathoides biaculeatus (alligator pipefish) is the source of this 7294-nucleotide messenger RNA. RefSeq names its product calmodulin-binding transcription activator 1-like. Gene Ontology annotation, biological process: regulation of transcription by RNA polymerase II. Gene Ontology annotation, cellular component: nucleus. NCBI's taxonomy places the organism in Eukaryota, Metazoa, Chordata, Actinopteri, Syngnathiformes, Syngnathidae. The record is from RefSeq and is a predicted model, not a curated record. Gene Ontology annotation, molecular function: double-stranded DNA binding; transcription coregulator activity; protein binding.
AUGGCUGCCGAAAACAAGCCGGAAGGGUUGAAGAAGAUAAGAAAUCCAGAGCGAAUGGUCAGGAUUGCUGUUGGUUACACGGGACACACCCCUCCCAAGAGUGAUGACACUGACGCCAACAGUGAGCCAGGCCAGUUGAAAAUCUACCUUCCUAAGAAGCUACUAGAGUGUCUGCCCAAAUGUUCCUCUCUGCCCAAGGAGCGCCAUCGUUGGAACACUAACGAGGAGAUUGCUGCGUAUCUCAUCACUUUUGAGAAACACGAUGAGUGGCUGACGACAUCGCCAAAGACCAGGCCUCAAAAUGGUUCCAUGAUCCUCUACAACCGCAAGAAGGUGAAGUACAGGAAAGAUGGAUACUGCUGGAAAAAAAGGAAAGACGGGAAGACCACCCGAGAGGAUCACAUGAAGCUCAAAGUCCAGGGUGUGGAGUGUCUGUAUGGCUGCUACGUCCACUCCUCCAUCAUCCCCACCUUCCACCGUAGAUGCUAUUGGCUGCUGCAGAACCCAGACAUCGUGCUGGUGCACUAUCUGAAUGUUCCAGCAGUGGACGACAGCGGGAAGCCAUGUGGUCCUGUUCUCUGUUCUAUCAACACAGACAGGAAGGAGUGGGCCAAGUGGAGCAAGGAGGAGCUCAUCGGACAACUCAAACCUAUGUGUGCUGGAAGCAGCCUACACCAAAAAUGUUCAGGUGUCAAGCAGCGCAUCAUCUCAUCCAAGCAGGAGUCAGGGGCAGCAGCAGGGGGUGGUGCUACAGCGGGUGGCGGCGCUACAGCAAGCCAGAGAUCUGAGGAAGCAGAUGGCACCGAGGUCCAGAACAGUGAUGUGUCAGAAGGCCAGACAGAGCCCAGUCCCGGGGGGCGGCGGAGCAGGGCUGGCGGAGGAGACAGGAGGAACGGCCGAAUGACGAAGCCCUCACUCCUCCCGCAGAGCAGCAUGGAAGUGUCCUCGUCUACCUCCACCAAUCAAGUGGAAGUCCCUGACACCACCCAGAGUUCCCCACUGUCGAUCACCAGUGAUAUGGCUGACAGCCCUGCCCUCGCCAUUAGUGCUGGCCUGUCGCAGAGCACUGCUGUCUUCAUGUCUGAAGUCACCACGCUGACUGGAGAUUCGGUUUACUCAGCUGGCCACACACACCUCCUGCCGUCCACUCAUGAGAGCACCGCCACUGGCAUCCUGUUGGCUGUUGCCCCCGAGAACCAGAGGUUUGCGUCAUUUCCUGGUGGGGUCGGCUUGGGAGAGGGAGGAGAGUUGGUUCUUUCCAGCUCACUGGACUCCGGCGGAGGGGUCAACCUUCCAGAGACCGCCAUGACGUUUGACCCUGACUGCUUCCUUAAUAACCCCAAGCAGGGUCAGACAUAUGGGGGAGGUGGAGGGAAGACUGAGGGGUGUAACGGUAAUGAUGGGGGGAUCCACUGUUCAUCUAACGGUUUUGUCUACAGCCCAUCCCUUGUCAACAACAUCAAGAAGGAAGCGACACCUAUGGAGCAGCCACUAGCCCCUCAGAGCAGUUAUGUGGGAGAGGGGGCAGGCCUCAGCCCCAGUACCACUCUGGAGCAGAUGGACUUUAGUGCUGUCAUGUCAUCACCGUGCGUCCCGAGUCUAACUCAGUCCGCGCACCACCCUUCGCCAAACCUCUUCCUCCAGACCUCCACGCACACAAACCAGCCCUCCCAGCAGCAGAGCACCGCUGAGGCGCCACAGGAAUCAGAUGAAGCUCGGGGUUACAUAAGCCUGCCAGCAGACACCCCGCUCACCAACGGAGACCACCAUACCCACCUGCACCAAACCAGUCAAGACCAGACCCUGUGUGGCAGGAAUGGGAAAGGAGCAUCGGUGGGCUCUUUCCCCCUGACGAGUGGGGACGCUAAUGUCGACCAGCCUGGUAGUGGAGUUCGUCAGGAUGUCGGUGGCAAAGUUCUCGAGAAUGGAGGAGAGUUAAUGCUCAAGUCUGGAGCUGCACACGAGGCUUACGCCAGUGUGGACACUGAACACUACCUUCAACCUACAGAUGGCAAUGGAGUUGGGGGGGGAGGGGAGUCGGGCUGUGGUACUGCAGGAGGAGGUGAAAACGAAAUCCUUUGUAAUGGAGUAAGCUUGCCCGGGGCCGGUGCCUCAGUGGUAGCCAGUCCUCAGUCUAUAGCCGCUGGUGCAAGCAUUGAAAGGGCACUCUACAAUUCCUCUCUUCCUCCACAAGGUGGAAGUGUAUCCGGCACUUCGACUGGAGCAGGAGCAGCCAUCAGCCUGGAAGGGUUUGAGGCUUCAUUUGGAAGCCAGUUCUCUGAUCUCAUCAAUGAUUUCAUCUCAGUUGAAGGGUCAGCAGGUGGGGUUGGGGCUGCUGUCAAUGGCGUGCUGAUGCCUCAGGAAGGGGCAGUGGGAGAGGACCAAGCUACAGUGGAAGGGCACCUGCAGGGUUCCGAAGUGGAGCAGGGAGCUCUGGGAAUACUCCAAGAGACCGGCAGGCUGUUUGGUGUGACAGACUACUCCCCAGAGUGGUCUUAUCCUGAGGGCGGUGUGAAGGUGCUUAUCACAGGCCCGUGGUUGGAGUCAAGCGCUGAGUACAGCUGUCUUUUUGACCACAUCAGCGUACCUGCUGCCCUCAUACAACCUGGCGUACUACGCUGCUACUGUCCAGCUCACGACACAGGACUCGUCAUGCUGCAGGUGGCCAUGGGUGGCGAGGUCAUCUCUUCUUCAGUGGUCUUUGAAUACAAGGCCCGCGACCUUCCUGCCCUCCCAUCCUCUCAGCAUGACUGGCUGUCUUUGGAUGAUACCCAGUUCAGGAUGUCCAUCUUGGAGCGCCUGGAGCAGAUGGAACAGAGGAUGGCCGAUAUAACCAAUCAAAACCCAUGCUCAGAAACUAUGGCAACCAAGAGUGAAGGUGCAGAGGGAGGGGGAACCGAACAGCAGUCUCAAACCUCUCCCGACCACAGUUCAUUUGAGGGUCGUGUUGUGGUUGUGUGUGAGAAGAUGAUGUCACAGCCGUGUUGGGCUUCCUCCAAUCAGCUCGUCCACAGCAAGAACUCAAGAGGAAUGACCUUAUUACAUCUGGCCGCAGCACAGGGCUAUGCCGGGCUGAUUCAGACUCUCAUCCGCUGGCGUACCAAGCAUGCUGACAGUAUUGACCUCGAGCUGGAGGUGGAUCCUCUAAAUGUCGACCACUUCUCAUGCACACCACUGAUGUGGGCAUGUGCUCUGGGUCAUACUGAUGCAGCACUGGUGCUUUACCAGUGGGACCCAAGAGCUUUGGCCAUUCCCGAUUCUCUGGGACGCUUGCCGCUCAACAUCGCCAGAUCCCGCGGCCACACACGACUGGCCGAACUCUUGGAGCAGCUACAACAAAGUCCUCAAACUCCAAGUCAGGCUGCUGACAUAUGGAUGGACCGGUGGAGAGGAGGCUCUGAGCUCAACAGAAUAAAUAACAGUCACUCCUCAAAUCCAAAUUCAGAACUGAGGAGAUCCAGGACUGAGAGCCAGUCCAACAACCAGAACUGGAACCAAACAGGACACAGAACUUCACAGGAAACCCAGGGAGAGCAAGGGGGUCCACCCGCAGCUAAGAGACUCAAACCCACUCAGCAACAGCUCACUAAUUCAGUCUCGAGCAACCUCAACCCCCUCCCCAACCACCACAGACCCAACACUCACCCUUCGCCUCUAUCACGGCCUCAACCAACCCAACAUCCCAACCUCAACAAUCGGAGCGCACCUCCUGCCAGCUACAGUCCUGACUGUCCGCAGCUCCCCACCCCCUCCUUCCCCCACCUGCAGGCCAGGAUAGGGGAAUCUGGAGGGGGCACCAGAUGGAGCCUGAGACAGACUCUGGGGCAGCGUAGCCUCGCCAGGAGGAUUUUAGGGAAGGAGAGACUGGCUGUUCACCUGCGCCAGAGAGUCCUAUCUGAUAGGGGGGAGGAGACAGAGCUGCUGACCUAUCAGGAUAACACAGAGGACUUGCAGAUGGACAUUUCAAUGCUUGCUGAUCACAUCAUGGAGACAUCCACUGCUCGACUUAAACAGGAGGAUAUGGAGACUGAAACAGACUCUGGAAGGGUGGGCCUCAGCGGCGAUGUCAAACUACUGUCUGGUUAUCUUGCUGAGGUGGAAAGGUUCCUCAAUGCCAAGCCCCAGACUCCCGGCCCGAAACCGAACUCUCACUCAGGGCCUGAGGGUGAGCAAAGUUGUCAAACUGAGCAAAGCCCAGCCACGCCCCUCGACUGGAUCUCCUUCCUCUCUGCAGCUAUGAAAGCAGAACGGUUGAAAAUGGACUCCUCCUUUCUUGCCAUGACGGAAGCCGAGCAGAGAGAGCUGUGUGAGACCAUCAGGAAUGCUCUGCACUCCCUUAGAAAACACAAGGGUCCUAUUCAGGAACAACGCAAAGAGAUUGCAGCAGUGAUUCAACGCUGCUAUAAGAGAUACAAGCAGUAUGCACUUUAUAAGAGGAUGACCCUGGCAGCCAUCCUGAUCCAGAGUCGUUUCCGGAGUUUUCACGAGAAGAGGAAGUUCCAGCAAAGUCGCAGAGCAGCAGUCCUCAUACAGCAAUACUAUCGCUCCUACAGACACUCCCUCAGCAACCUUCUAACUAAAAAACAGAACCAAGCAGCACGCAAGAUCCUGAGGUUCCUGCUUCGAUGCCGCCACAGGGUCAGAGAGCAGAAAAAGGACAGGGGUCCUGAGAGUCCUCCACCAGGCCCCACCCACAGCCCACUAAGCCUGUGAUAUUCCCCUCUCUCCUUCUUUAUCAUUUUCUUCUCCAAACUAUAUCCCAUACUGCCCUCUCUCCUGCCCCUUCCAUUCUCUUUUCUCCCUUUUUUGCUCGCCCUCUAUCCUGUCUUCUGUCGUGAGGAAGAAUCUUCUCAGACAGACGGAGGACAGGAUAGGUGUCCAUCAUGGCAGCUCAGACAGACAGACAGACAGACAGACUACUAGGGCAAGCCCAGGGAUCUGGCUCUGUCCAAAGAACUGAUCCUCCUCCACAGUUCACUGGGAGGCCAUCACAUUAACCUCAUGGCAUUGUUUGCACUCUUCAUGGGUAUGUUUCCAAACGGGAGGAAGCGGAUGGCGGCUGGUGACGGCGCGGCGCCGAUUGGAUGUGGUGCAAGGCUUCAGCUCGCUCACUCGCCAAAGGCAACUUUGACUUGCCGAACUCAUGCAAAGCCCGUCGCGUUUUGUGCCCAAACACUGAUCCAUGAAAGGAUGAGAAAACAUAAACCAAAAAAAAAAGAAAAACGCACUUCUAUGUUGCAUUUGCAUGCAGGUUAUUUCUUCGUUCCUUUCGCUCAUUCCUCCUCGCCAUCAUGCUGAAGAGCUCUCGAGGCAAACCAUCCUGUUAAUGCGGUAUAACCACAAUAUUCACCAACCACUCUGACUCACAUUACUUACAAACGUAUCAAUCAGUCACCGGAUCAAAAGGGGAGGAACCUACUUGAAUGUAAGAGGAGCAUUGUUUCCAUGAGGGUCGGGGUCUGAAUUAACGAUGUCUUAAUUUGUUACAUGGACUUUGUAUGGCGUUCGUUCUCAGAGGCGGGACUUUGCUCGCCCGCGUGCUGUCAGUGUUUGUUCAAUUCAAUGCAUGUGUUUGAGCCAAGAGCUCCUGCAUGCUUGCCAAACUGCUUUCGUGUUGUUUCUUUUGUAUUUCUACUGUAUGUGUAGUUGUGUCUCACUGGUCUCAUCGACUUAUCCUUGCCCUGCGUAAUGUGAAUUGUGUAAGGACAAAUGACAUAUUUUGGGUGCUUUUUCUUAAAAAAAAAAAACGACAACAACAAAGUUUAUUUAUUUAGGGGUCUAAUUAUUUAUUUAAGAGUGGUUAAGAUUGACACAGGUUUCCCCCCCUCCCUUAUGUGCUAAAAUAUGACAUGUUGCAGUGGUUAAAUGUCUCUGUUAGUUUGUUCUUUGCGUGAACCUCUAAAUCCUAGCUGUCAUUUGAGGAAAGAGUCACAUACAGUAACAUUGCCUUGACUUCUUCCUGACUCUUGAGAGGUCUCUAUGCUUGCUCUGUACAGGACGCGGGUCCAGUACCUACCCAGAUACAGGGCACUGAUCCCCGUAUUAGCCCAUUCGGGCAAUCAAAUCCAUAUUUUGGACUACUGCAUAUUCCUGUAUAUAAACUGACGAGGUAAGGGGAUAUGAGGACCCUGAAACUUUUUCAUAAGAGGACUGUAUUUAAGAUUAUAAAUUAUUUUACUCCCAUAAUGAGAACUUAACAUAGAGACCUGGCUACACAGGACGGCUGUAUCGCUUGUAAAUAAUGUAGAUAUUACAAACUGAGUAAUGUGCAUGAUAUUUAAGACGCAGAAACAACAAAAAGAACAUGUUACUGGCUAUGGACUGUGAGAGGAUUUUAACGGCUUCACUUUAAGAGUAUCCACUAUAAGUGUUACUGAAAAGAACAUUUUGUUCAAGCAUGCAAAUGAAAAAUCUGAUGUUAGAAUUAAAUAAGUGGGAAAACAAAGUUAGUUGAAACAAUGAUCUUUCAGACAAAACAUUUACACAUUGUGCUUUUGUUCUUUGGCUCGCAAAAAUCUAACACUUUUUGCCGGUAGUGCCAAUUAUAAUGAAUGCUAUUUUGCCUAAUUUUACGUUGGGGAAAAAAAAAACACCCAAAAGAUAGAAAGAUGCACAGAGGCAACACACGCAGACAAUAAACAGUAGACAAGAUAGUAAUAGCUCAACAGUAGUUCGACUAGAGGAUGACAUUGAAGAUGCAAUUGUUAAAAUAAUGAUGAAGAUGCUGAGAAAGUUUAAAUGUGAAUGCAUUGACCCAAGAAAAAAAAAAAAGCAAGAGGGUGCUACAUUCUUUACAAUGUGGUUGUGCUUCAGCAACAUGCUACCUUUAGUUUAAACAAUUCUCGCCAUUCGGUCAAACAGAAUGUCUCCUUCUCACUCUUCAUUUCUUUUUCUCUUCAUUGUCACUGCUGUUAUAUAUAACAUGUGCUUAAGCACUCUGGAAAGCUCUGUUUAGGAAGUGCCUGAUCAAUAACAGAAAAGUGCAAGUUCAUAUCAGGAAAUAGCUAUUGUAUGUUCUCCGAAUGGCUGCCAGUUCCCUUUUUCUUUUUCCUAAAUGGUGUAUUAAACAAAUGUCAGUGUCGGACUUGAUUCAACUUCCAUGCAAGUUACAAGUUACAUGCACUAAUUUGUCAGACGUUGGACUGAAUGCUCAUUUGUCAUUUUUCAGCCGCUUGUGUGUGCGUAUGUGUGUGUGUGUGUGUGUGUGUGUGCGUGUGUGUAUGUAUUGUACAGUAUUUGAAUCCCACAUUCUCUGAAUUCUCUUUAUAAAAGAUACUGUCGCAAGUCAAUCAAA